GAUUAUAGUAGUGAAAAUGAAACAGUACACUUAAAAGACAACCCACUGUUAUUUUGGUCGUUUUUAAGGCCGACAUUUUAAUUACGCUCAUACUGGUAUUAACUUACUUAACACUAACGGUGGUGUGAAGGGAAACCCUCCUCCGCUCCCCAAAUGCAUUCACCAAAAAUAUAAGCAUGUAUGCUCAAGCCCACCCAGUCUCUCAAACUGAAAUACUAGGAAUUAAUAUACAUCUAGCUACGUUUGACAUUACGACAAUUGAAACGACAUUAAUGAAUAGAAAUUACAUUGAAAAUUAUCUUAGAUCCCUCAAUACAAAACGACGAGCACAUCGAUGAAGUGUAUUACCUAGCCUUUGCAUUAUACAUCUAUAUGAAAAUAGAUUGCUAAAUAGCAUUAUCACAAAUAGGGACAAUCCUGGGGGGGGCGCAAUGUUAAAAGAGUGGCGAUCAAUAAUGAUUUCGAUCAGUGGGGGGCUGUUGCAGGGUGCGGGUGGUGCUCUUUUGUUAAGGUGUAUACAUGAAGCAUGCACACAGCAACACGCCUUGGCGGCGUGUUAUUCUUAUAACGUAGAUACUUCCGUGUGUCAUGAUAGGAAAACCUGAACAUUUGUCUUAUUCUAAUUUAUUUAUUUGCAAAUAAGGGCAGUCUAACAAUAUUUUAUUCAUAUCUUGGCCCCCACUCCUGCGCCUGCGGAGUGUUGACUCUCAGUCUAACCGGGCAAGAGGUUUAAAGGGAAAAUUGGCUGGGCUGUUUUUUUUUUGUGCAGCACUACUUUUUGUAUACAUCCGACUAGGAUUAAAAACAAUUACAAGCUCGUCCUCUGGAUGGGAAAACAGCCUGGGGGAGCAGCCGUAAAUUCUCUGAAGGCGUUGGCCGGGCUGAAGGCGCCGGAGUGGUGCCCGACCGUCGAGUGUAACCGUCGGCAUGGCUCUUUAGCGGCUCUAUUUCUUGUCGCUGGCGGUGCUGCGUCCGCUCUCCACUCUGCCGUGCUGGCCGCCAUCUUGAAUUUUAAUGUUAAUUUUCUGGAUUUUUUUUGUUUCUUUCGAUGUAUAAUCGAGGAGGUUUUGUGCCAGUCCUGGAUACAUAGGACCCAGCGUUUGUAACCGAGGGUAAAGGCUGAAGAGAGGGCUGCCUGGGCUUUACCCCUCCCUCGCCCCUCCCCCAGUUUACUCCACAGAGAACCUACAACGCAGCGGCUAAAUGCAACUGGUUCGAGGGGUGGGCCUGUAUGAAGUGGCCGGGAGAAUCCAAGACCAUGGUGCUGAACGGCAGACAGACCGGCAGCCGGUUCUCCAGUGGGCGUCCCCCAAGCCGGCCCCAGCCGCUGCGGCAUGGCAAGCACCCCCCUGGCACCCGCAGAUGUAGCAGCCGUUUUGGCACUGCACCCCUAGAGGCUGAGAGGCGCUAUGUCCCCUCCUCUGGAAUGAGUGCCAAGGAGCUGUGUGAGAAUGAUGACCUCAGCACCUGCCUCAUCCUUGACCCGUAUCUGGGUUUCCAAACCCACAAGAUGAACACUAGGUUUCGGCCUAUUAAGGGAAGGCAGGAGGAGCUGAAGGAGGUGAUAAAGCACUUCAAGAAGCAUGACAACCUGGAGAAGGCUUUCCAGGCCUUGACUACAGGGGAAUGGGCCCGGCACUACUUCCUGCACAAGACCAAGUCCCAGGAAAAACUCUUCAAAGAGCAUGUGUUCAUUUAUUUACGCAUGUUUGCAGCAGAUAGUGGGUUUGAAAUCCUUCCUUGUAACCGGUACUCUUCAGAGCAAAAUGGAGCCAAAAUUGUUGCGACGAAAGAGUGGAAGAGGAACGAUAAGAUCGAGUACCUGGUUGGCUGUAUCGCCGAGCUGUCGGAGAGCGAGGAGAAUAUGCUCCUUCGUCACGGGGAAAACGAUUUUAGCGUCAUGUAUUCCACCCGCAAGAACUGCGCCCAGUUGUGGCUGGGGCCUGCUGCCUUCAUCAACCAUGAUUGUCGGCCGAAUUGCAAAUUUGUCUCCACUGGUCGGGACACGGCAUGCGUCAAGGUUCUGAGGGACAUCGAGCCAGGGGAGGAGAUUUCCUGUUACUACGGCGACGGCUUCUUCGGGGAGAGCAACGAAUUCUGUGAAUGCUACACCUGUGAAAGAAGAGGAACAGGUGCUUUUAAAUCAAAAGCCGGACCUCUCCCUGCCACACCUGUCAUCAACAGCAAGUACGGGCUGAGAGAGACGGACAAGCGUCUCAACAGGCUGAAGAAGCUGGGCGAAGGAAGCGAAAAUUCCGACGGCCAGUCUGUGGGCACGGAUGCCGACACUCAGGGAACACGCGGCGCACACGCAUCGUCAAGGAAAAGGACAUCCACCGGUGUGAGAAAGUUCAGCAGGACUUGGUCUCUAACCAGGCAGUCUCUCUCGAGAGCUCCUACUUCUACCUCAUCGUGUAAACAGAGUCAUAGGAGUCGUUCAAGGGUACCAAAGAGACUAAGAUCAAGGCCUACGAAGACUUCUCUCGCUAAGGCCAGUCUGAGGAGUCGCUGCCGAGGGUCUGAGCAGAGGGCUCAGAGCAAGGUGAGCGCUGGUAACUUGGGUCUGAAGGAGCCGAAGGUAGUCCUUUGUAAGGCCGUCCCAGGGAAGAACGAGGGAGACGCAGGGGGAGAAGGGAGGGUUGAGGAGCAGAGGGGGUGCUUAACCCGGCACGCAACGAAGGAGAACAGUCACACCGCAGAUGUCACUCUGUGCGAGGGGACCUUGUCUUGUACUUACAGAACUCGGCAGUCCACACGGACCCUGCUAACUGCUCAGGGGUGCUCUGGCAUUAAGCUCCAGCCUGAUCCGCUUGAUGCCCACUGCCCAGUUAAUGGUGGCAUGGUCGUCAAGACCGAGCCGGCGGAUUUGGAGGAGUACAUGGAACAUGGGCUUCAGCUGAACGGUCAUGGCUUGGAAGUGGCCUGCCCCAAGAAGGGAGCCUGCCCACAGCGAAGGCAGUUGUCUCAGUCCAAACUGGACAGGACCAUCAAAUCGGAGGAGAGGAAUCCCUACAGGGAGCCCUCCUUCCGGGAAGGUAUCCCAGAUCUGCGCCAUGCUGCCCGGGCUGCCGACGUGGCAGAUUGUGGCAGGGUUCCCUUAGGCCUCCCUGAACAGCGCCAGGACUGUAGUGGCACCACGGGUCUCCUACGCCGGGAGAAGGCCAAAGGAAGUUACCGGACAGCAGGAAAGGGCAAGAAGAAGCGGCGCAUCACUCGUUAUGACGCGCAACUCAUCCUGCAGAAUAACUCUGGCAUCCCCAAGCUGACUCUGCGGCGAAGGCGAGACAGCAGCGGGGGAAAGGCCAGUGAACCUGGAGCCAGCAGUCCCACAUGCAGCUCCUCCAAGAUCAGCAUCAAGUUCAGCAAGGACCACGAGAAGGACAAGAGCAGCUCUUAUGUGGCUCGGCUCAACAACGGCUUCGGUCCCGGAGGGCACGGCAGCCCCACCAAGUUGAAGAUUCAGCUGAAGCGCGAGGAUGAGUUCCGGGGGGGCGCCCAGGAGCACCUGGACACGGUCACCUCCAGCGGAGUCUCUUCGCGGGCCGUGCGAGAUGGCCUUGAGCGCCGGCCUGCAGUGCACAGGACUCAACACGCUGAUGCAGAAUCUUCAUCAGAGGGGGACUGCUUUGAUGAUGAAUUUGAGGAUGACUUCAUUCCCCUUCCACCAGCUAAACGUCUUCGCCUCAUUGUAGGGAAGGACUCUAUAGACAUUGACAUCUCCUCUAGGAGAAGAGAGGAUCAAUCUCUGAGGCUCAAUGCUUAACCUCUGAGUUAAUUUGCUUACUCAGUAUGUCUAGUGCCUUGCAGAAGUAUUCUGACCCUAACUGUGAUGUCACCUUCUAUGAAAUGAACUUAAUAUACAAUCCAUCUCCUCACUGCUCAAACUCAAGAUUGCACAGUCUGAGAUUUUAGUUGCUGAGCUGUGCUAACAUUUUAAAAGCGGAGAAAAGUGCCAGUGAAAUAAUUUUAAAAUUAAGAGCAUAGAGUCACACACCCAUGUGUUAUUGAGAGCAUAUUUGUGUGGCUAGAUUCAGUGCUUGAGUGAAGCACCAUUUGCAUAAAUUGCCUUUGAAAUUAAACUAGAAAAAAAGUUGUAGGUAUUUUGAUUUGGUCUGUUCAGAUUAGUCACUUUUGUACUCAUACAUAAUGAUCUUAUUUACAUUGUUCUUACAUUGGUUUUCAUUUCGGUUUCAGUAAUGGCUUUCUUUUGUACCACCACACCCUGCAAGUCAUUUUCUUUACAUUGUCUGAUAAUCAUGAUUGUUCUUGUGUAGCACCAGGCCAAAACUAUGCUAGAACGGCUAAUGCACAGCAUUCUUCAGCCGCUCAGUUAAAAUCUCUGAAGAGAUGUAAGUUUAAAUCGGUAACUGGGCUCCAGAGGCUCAAGAUUAUACUGCAAAAGAAUCUAAAAGCCACUUGGUGUCUCGGAGACAUAUCGGAGACAAAAAUCUUAGCAAUUAAGCAUUUUUAACUAUUUUUUUCUCAUUACGGUUAAUCUUAAAUGGGAGGAUACACUAAUCGUGUCCUUAAACUUCUUCAGGUUUUAUCAAAUGACAGAAUAGGGUGUCAUAUGGGUCUGAAUACUUUUGCAAAGCAGUAGUUAACCUUCUUAUUAAUCAUGUUUUGAUUAAAAAGGAGGGAAUAAGUUGUGGGAAAGCUAAUGAAAAUAAUUAUACAAAAAUGUCAAUAUAUAUCUCUGUAAAUUUUAGACAUGGCACUUCUGUUUGUUGAUUAUGGAUGUAAAGAUUGUAAAAAAAAUGUACAGUAUGAACUCUC
Brienomyrus brachyistius is the source of this 4776-nucleotide messenger RNA. RefSeq names its product histone-lysine N-methyltransferase KMT5B-like. Gene Ontology annotation, molecular function: histone H4K20 methyltransferase activity; protein binding. The transcript is spliced from 10 exons. Gene Ontology annotation, cellular component: nucleus. The record is from RefSeq and is a predicted model, not a curated record. Bases 1232 to 3763 code for a protein of 843 amino acids. NCBI's taxonomy places the organism in Eukaryota, Metazoa, Chordata, Actinopteri, Osteoglossiformes, Mormyridae.